CUAUAAAAUGUGGGUCUAAUAGUGAUCGUGAAUGUAAUUAUGAAAAAACAGAACAAAUUCAUCAAGCACUGGCUAUAUUAAUUGCAAUGAAUCAGUUACCUUUAUCAUUUUGCUCGAGCCCUGGAUUUUGUCAGUUCAUGGCUGUUGUGGAGCCUGAUUAUAAAAUAUGUAGAGAUCAAGCAAUGAAAAAAAGACUACAUGCAUUGAAGUCAAACGUUGCGGACAAAAUAAAAAAUGAAUUGCAAAAUGUGAAAAGUGUAGUUUGCACCACAGACGGUUGGUCUUCAAUAGCUCAAAACUCAUAUAUAUCGUUAACUGCUCACAUAAUCGAUAACCAAUGGUCACCAAAGUCAUUUACUUUAGCCACACAAGAAAUGACAGAACGUCACACAGCAGUAAAUCUAGCCGAAAAUUUAACUUGUAUUUUGGAAAAUUGGGAAAUUAAUGGUAAAGUCAGUACUGUAAUUACAGAUAACGCAAAAAACAUAGUAAAUGCUGUAAAAUUACUAAAUAUUACAAUAGACAAUGAAAAUAUGGAUGUGACAUGUGCAGCUCACAGUUUACAAUUAGCCAUUAAUGUUGCAAUAAAACAAGAAAUAUUUUCAGAUAUAAUAAAACAGUGUAGUGCUGUAGUUGGACAUUUCAAACACUCAAAUGUAGCCAAACAGUCAUUAUUCAACAAACAAAAACAGCUAGGACUUCUACAUCAAUCAUUAGUGAAAUGCUGUAAGACACGAUGGAACUCAGUAUAUUUAAUGUUAGACCGCCUUUUAAAAAACAGAAGUCCAGUUUCAAAUGUAUUGGCAGAUAGAACAGUCACGUCUUUUUACAUUGCGCAAAAAUUAGAAAUAACUGAAUCCCAAUGGAUAAAAAUAGAAAAUCUCAUAAGUCUCCUCAAGCUGUUAUAUGUUGUAACAAAUCUAUUUUGUUCGGAGAACCAUUCGCCAGCGUCAAUGGUUAUACCAUUAUUAUCAAAAUUAUUGGAUUGCCAUUUUAAGCAUAAAGCAGCCGAUGAUCAAUAUAUCACUGAUUUCAAAAAUACAAUUAUAUUUGAAAUUAAAGAACGAUUCAAUUUUGAACGUAAUGAAACAAGUUCUGUCUCUGUCAGACAAAUUGCAUCCUUUCUAGAUCCUCGAUAUAAAGAUUUUGAGUUUGAACCCAAUUUUAUGAGAGAAAAAAUUUGUAUGGCUGUAGAAGAUUUGCUAGAAAGAUUUGACGAACAAGAAAUUAAUUUAGAACAAAUCCCACCAGUUCAAAGUGAUCUUGAGUAUUUAUACGGAAAUACAAUAACAGCUGAUGAUAAUUUAACUAAUCAACUUCAAAUUUACAUUGCUGAACCUCCAUUACGUUUCGAUCAAAAUCCAUAUGAAUGGUGGAAAUUGAGAGAAAAUAAAUAUUCAACUCUUGCAAUAUUAGCAAAACAAUAUCUCGCUAUUCCUGCUACAUCAGUGAGCUCCGAGAGAUGUUUCUCCACUACUGGAAAUAUAGUGACAUCUAAAAGAAGCUGUUUAUUGACAAAAAAUGUUAAUAUGCUGACAUUUUUGUUCCAAAAUAAAAAAUUAUUAGUUUAAUAUU
This is a messenger RNA of Metopolophium dirhodum (rose-grain aphid), 1575 nucleotides long. Its product is annotated as E3 SUMO-protein ligase ZBED1-like. The transcript has a single exon. Gene Ontology annotation, molecular function: protein dimerization activity. Lineage: Eukaryota; Metazoa; Arthropoda; Insecta; Hemiptera; Aphididae. Bases 87 to 1571 code for a protein of 494 amino acids. The record is from RefSeq and is a predicted model, not a curated record.